Messenger RNA from Echinostoma caproni, 273 nucleotides. The record is from the annotation of a GenBank genome assembly. NCBI's taxonomy places the organism in Eukaryota, Metazoa, Platyhelminthes, Trematoda, Plagiorchiida, Echinostomatidae.
AUGUUUUUUUUCACCCGCACCCAGCACGGAAAAUCUGUUUCUCCAAAAUCGGAUAAUCGACCUCCGAUCACCGCCUCCAUGAGUCGGGCCUCGCCUCAUACGGGGUCCACAGAAAUUGGCCGUUUGAGUCAGGGCUCUAGACACAAACCAGCUUCAGUCGAAUUGCGUCAUCCAGCGGAACCGGACAAUGAAGACGAUGCGAUUAGUAGCACUUCUUCCGAGGAUGACGAAGAGGAUUCUGAAGAUGCGAGGAGCACUAAUCUGUUGGUUUAG